AUGGCAGAAUCAGAAUCCGACGUUUCUGACCCACUUUACAACAGAGCCCAUGAAGAUUAUCUCUUUUACGGUCGAGAAUUAAUCCCCCAUUUCCCAUACCGGGCCUAUCAUCUAAACAUCCUAAGAUAUCCUUUACCAAAUGGAAGAUUCGAACAGGACAAUCAUCUACCUGCAUUACUCAGAAAGAUGUUUCCAGAGAUUGUUACAACAGUCUUUUCACAUAUCAUUGAGGAACCGUCGAUUGAUCCAGCCGUAGAAACCGAUAUCGAAGGAAGUAGCUUUAUUCCAGAUCCAGUUUCAUUAUCCAGGCGAGUCCAUGGCCAUCCAGUUAGCGAUGAUGAAGGAGGAGGUGGACCGAUAACGUCAUAUCCAAUACCAAUCACUGCUCUUUUGUUCCGAGAGGAAACACAAGCGAUCUAUGCACCCAAUACAGGAGUAGAUUCACAAGCCUGGAAAAUUCAGAAUACGAAAGACUGGAGAGAUCAUAGAAGCACACAACGAAUUCUGGAGAGGAGUGUUUGUAGCAAUCCAUCAGAGGGUACUUAUAGCCAAUUGGUCCAGUUCGCCUACUCUUUGGCGCUCCACGAGAAGUUCCAAAUCGGUUACGAUAGCUGCAUGUGGUGGUCUCCUCUUUUCUUCUCGGUCUAUAACCUCCUACAAUACCAUAGAUUAGAGCACCUUACUCUUCGAUUUUCUACCAAGACGAUCAACCUCAAAGAUGGAGAUAUGCACAUGAAUAUGCGUCAAUUCAUUGUGAGUUUGUCAGAAAAGCGCUGCGGCGCAAAAGGCUGCAAAGGAAAUAUCUGCGGGAAAAAAUACUGUGGAGACCACUCAUGGUUUCCCAAUCUUCGGAAUAUCACGUAUCUCAAUAGAAAUCACCACACGGAAGGUACUGCAGAAGCUCGCUGUGAUCCAAUGAGAACUGGCUGGUCAAGACGCUUGAUCAAACAUUUUCAAGACGUUAAACUUUCGAAGUCUAUUGAGGUGAUCUUUGAUGUCUAUGGCGAUGCUGAUGAAGAGAGCCGUGAUAGUGAUGGAGAGUCCGGUAGCGAUUGGAAUGAGGAUCUCUAUAAGGAUUAUGAUCCUGAAGAUUAUCAUUAUAAGAGUAAUGAUACGGAUACGCCCGUUCUUUUGCAUAAUCGUCAGUUGGCAGUACAGGAUUGUAUUCGUCGUCUCCUGAUGCCAAAUUCUUUGCUAAAGGGAAACACGAAUGACCUACCUGAAGAUUUGGGGCUCCAGGAAUUGUUUCAAGAUACUGAUAUUUGA
This is a messenger RNA of Botrytis deweyae, 1266 nucleotides long. RefSeq lists its product as uncharacterized. The record is from RefSeq and is a predicted model, not a curated record. The coding region runs from base 1 to 1266 and encodes 421 amino acids. Lineage: Eukaryota; Fungi; Ascomycota; Leotiomycetes; Helotiales; Sclerotiniaceae. The transcript is spliced from 3 exons.